Messenger RNA from Gekko japonicus, 1611 nucleotides. It is a transcript of the gene IHH, whose product is annotated as indian hedgehog. NCBI's taxonomy places the organism in Eukaryota, Metazoa, Chordata, Lepidosauria, Squamata, Gekkonidae. The transcript is spliced from 4 exons. The record is from RefSeq and is a predicted model, not a curated record. The coding region runs from base 1 to 1611 and encodes 536 amino acids. Gene Ontology annotation, molecular function: calcium ion binding; patched binding. Gene Ontology annotation, biological process: protein autoprocessing; smoothened signaling pathway; cell fate specification.
AUGGGCAAGGGGAAAAAAGGGUACUGGUGGGUGGACCUCGGCCCGCCAGGCGAAGCUGGGCGCAAGCGGGUGAGACGACGCCACCGCUGGGGCCGCGCAGUCCAGGUGUGCACAUCGCGCGCCCCCCCCUCCCCCCGUGUGCCUUCGACCACGCCUGUCGGCGUCACCUGCUCCUGCUUCUCUCCACCUCUGGCGGCCUGGCCCGGUCUGCGGGGCCCGAGGGAGCGGACUGGCGUGGCGGCCCCUCUCGCCUUGGCUGCCGACUCCCGCCCGGCCCCCACUGCAAAGGCACCCUUCGCAUCCCGGCCGCCCCGACGGGGUUGCUGCAGGAGACGGAGCCAGCCGCACAGAGGAAGCCCAAGUCGUGGGGAGACGGGGCCCCUUACUGGCCCGCGGCCGCCGCCGCCGGUCGGCUGCGCGCUCCUGCUGCUCCUCCUGCUGCUGGUGCCGGCGGCGGUGCGCGGCUGCGGGCCGGGCCGGGUGGUGGGGAGCCGCCGCCGCCCGCCCAGGAAGCUCAUCCCGCUGGCCUACAAGCAGUUCAGCCCCAACGUGCCCGAGAAGACGCUGGGCGCCAGCGGCAGGGACGAGGGCAAGAUCGCCCGCAACUCCGAGCGCUUCAAGGAGCUGACGCCCAACUACAACCCGGACAUCAUCUUCAAGGACGAGGAGAACACCGGCGCCGACCGACUCAUGACCCAGCGCUGCAAGGAUCGUCUCAACUCGUUGGCCAUCUCAGUGAUGAACCAGUGGCCAGGAGUAAAGCUGCGUGUGACUGAGGGCUGGGACGAGGACGGCCACCACUCUGAGGAGUCGCUGCACUACGAGGGCCGUGCCGUUGACAUCACCACAUCAGACCGUGACCGCAACAAGUACGGCAUGCUGGCUCGCUUGGCGGUAGAGGCCGGCUUCGACUGGGUCUACUAUGAGUCCAAAGCCCACAUCCACUGCUCUGUUAAAUCUGAGCAUUCAGCAGCAGCAAAGACAGGAGGAUGCUUCCCGGCCCGGGCACUGGCAACUCUAGAGAACAGGACCAGGAUUCCACUGUGGGCACUGAAGCCUGGGCAGCGGAUCCAAGCCAUGGAUGAGGAAGGCCGUCUCAUAUACAGUGAAUUCCUGACAUUUCUGGACAAGGCACCUCUGCUGCACACUGCUUUCCACAUCAUCGAGACACAAGAUCCACCCCGUCGCCUCGCUCUCACAGCAGCACACCUCCUUUUUGUGGGGGACAAUGUCACGACACCCACGAAGGCUGUUUUUGCCAGCCAAGUACACCCAGGCCAAUAUGUGCUGGCCGCAGAGGGGACUGAGCUGCAGCCAGCCAGAGUAACAGCUGUUUCCAAGCAGAUGGACAUCGGGGCAUAUGCUCCCCUCACCAGCCACGGAACAGUGGUGGUAGAUGAAGUGGUGGCCUCCUGCUUUGCACUGGUGCAGGAGCAGCACCUGGCACAACUGGCCUUCUGGCCCCUUCGACUCUAUCACAGCCUGACAGGUGGCCACCGGACCCAACCGGAAGGCGUGCAUUGGUACUCUGCACUGCUCUAUCGUCUGGGCCAGAUGCUCCUGGCUUCAGACAGCUUCCACCCACUGGCCACAGCACAGUUUGACAGCUGA